AUGGGCUGGUUCUGGGCCGAGCCUGCCCCUCCGGCCGGCAUCCCUCAAGGACACCCGGCCGUGUCAUUGAACAAGGAGCCUCCGCCCGGAUGUCCCAUGCACCAAAAGGCCGCCGAUGCCUUCAACCCGCACAAAGCUAUACCCGCCGAGAAACCGUCCUCCACGUCCGGCUGCCCAGUCCCUCAUGGCUCGUCAUCACCUCUGCCGCCAUCUGGCUGUCCGGUGCCUCACGGCUCCCGCGACCAGGAAGAGCCCAAUUCGAUCCUCUCUCAACUCAACCCCUUGAACUACAUGUUCCCCGAUUUGUCACAGAAGCCUGCGCCGACGCAGACGAUGGCGCUGCCGACGGAGCGUGAAGAAUCCACCAUCCCCAAGGGAUCCGGCGACGGCACGUGGGAGUACCCUUCUCCCCAGCAAAUGUACAAUGCCUUGUUGCGCAAGGGCUACACCGACACCGACGUCACAGCCGUGGAAUCCAUGGUCUCUGUCCACAACUUCUUGAACGAGGGCGCAUGGCAGGAGAUUAUCGGCUGGGAGGAGCGCUUUGCGCGCGGCUUAUACAGAGGAUGGCAGGUCUGUAAGCGAGGAGAGGCGCACUCGGCAGAAGAGCUGGAUCGCCAGUGGGAUGGAGUGGAUGUCAGCCCUACCCUCAUCCGCUUCCAAGGACGACCCAAGGACCUGACUCCCAAGGCUACGAUGCUGCAGGUCCUGGGCUGGAUCUACCCUUCCAAGUUUGGAACUGACCUUCCAUUCGAUCGCCAUGACUGGUUCGUCUCCCGAAAUGUCAACGGCGAAAAGAAGGAGAUCCGAUACGUCAUCGACUACUACUCCGGAGAGCCGGAGCCCACUGGUGAGCCCGUCUUCUACCUGGAUGUCCGCCCUGCGGCCACGCCUCUGGGAAGCGCCGAGCGCAUCAUCCGAUGGAGCACAGAUGUGUGGUGGAAGGCUAUUGGCGGUGACCAGCGAGAGCAGAACCCGCAGCCGUUUUUUCGCCACAACGCCGUUAAGCCUUGGGGCUAA
This is a messenger RNA of Trichoderma aggressivum f. europaeum, 1020 nucleotides long. RefSeq lists its product as uncharacterized. NCBI's taxonomy places the organism in Eukaryota, Fungi, Ascomycota, Sordariomycetes, Hypocreales, Hypocreaceae. The transcript has 3 exons. The record is from RefSeq and is a predicted model, not a curated record. Gene Ontology annotation, cellular component: mitochondrion. Gene Ontology annotation, molecular function: holocytochrome-c synthase activity. Bases 1 to 1020 code for a protein of 339 amino acids. Gene Ontology annotation, biological process: cytochrome c-heme linkage.